Grus americana (Whooping crane) is the source of this 985-nucleotide messenger RNA. It is a transcript of the gene KCNIP4, whose product is annotated as potassium voltage-gated channel interacting protein 4. Gene Ontology annotation, cellular component: voltage-gated potassium channel complex. Gene Ontology annotation, biological process: regulation of potassium ion transmembrane transport. The record is from RefSeq and is a predicted model, not a curated record. Gene Ontology annotation, molecular function: potassium channel regulator activity; calcium ion binding. The transcript has 9 exons. NCBI's taxonomy places the organism in Eukaryota, Metazoa, Chordata, Aves, Gruiformes, Gruidae. The coding region runs from base 141 to 893 and encodes 250 amino acids.
GCCGCGCCGCGCCCGGCCCCGCUCCGCUUCGCUCCGCCGCGGCCCCGCUCCGGCUCCCGCGGCCCCGGCGCGGCGGUGCUGCCGCGCUCCCCCGGCGCGUCCCGCCUCGCCGCGGCUCCGGGCGCCUCCCGCCUCCCAGCAUGAAUGUGAGGAGGGUGGAGAGCAUCUCGGCGCAGCUGGAGGAGGCCAGCUCCACAGGCGGUUUCCUCUACGCUCAGAACAGUACCAAACGCAGCAUUAAAGAGCGACUUAUGAAGCUCUUGCCCUGCUCGGCUGCCAAAACGACAUCUCCUGUUACUCAAAACACUGUAGAAGAUGAAAUGGAAAUGGCCACAGUACGACAUAGACCUGAAGCUCUUGAACUGCUGGAAGCACAGAGUAAAUUCACAAAGAAGGAACUUCAGAUCUUAUAUAGAGGUUUCAAGAACGAAUGCCCCAGUGGUGUUGUCAAUGAAGAAACCUUUAAAGAGAUUUACUCUCAGUUCUUUCCACAGGGAGAUUCCACAACUUAUGCACAUUUUCUGUUUAAUGCAUUUGACACUGAUCACAAUGGAUCUGUAAGUUUUGAGGAUUUUGUUAUGGGUCUCUCAAUUUUACUCCGAGGGACAGUACAGGAGAAACUGAACUGGGCUUUCAAUUUGUAUGAUAUAAAUAAGGAUGGAUAUAUAACUAAAGAGGAAAUGCUUGAUAUCAUGAAAGCAAUAUAUGAUAUGAUGGGGAAAUGCACCUACCCUGUUCUCAAGGAGGAUGCGCCUAGACAACACGUGGAAACAUUUUUCCAGAAAAUGGACAAAAACAAAGAUGGAGUAGUUACCAUAGAUGAAUUCAUCGAGAGCUGCCAGAAAGAUGAGAAUAUAAUGCGAUCCAUGCAGCUCUUUGAAAAUGUGAUUUAAUGAAGACAUUAGGUCUACAACUAAUGGACAAAUAUGAGCUAUUCUGCAACAUUAUCUAAAAGAUGGAUUUCCCACUUUAUCAUAAAUAAAAU